Sitodiplosis mosellana (orange wheat blossom midge) is the source of this 699-nucleotide messenger RNA. RefSeq lists its product as uncharacterized. The record is from RefSeq and is a predicted model, not a curated record. Bases 1 to 693 code for a protein of 230 amino acids. Lineage: Eukaryota; Metazoa; Arthropoda; Insecta; Diptera; Cecidomyiidae. The transcript has a single exon.
AUGAAUAACUUGCGAUUGCUUCCAUUCGUGAUCUGUUUGCUAUUUGUGAGUCCAGUGCAUUUGUAUCCACGGCCAAAUAAUGCAGCAGAUCAGUUGGCGGCGAAUAAACCGAGUGCACAAUUAGAAACCUUGAACUCGACAAUAGUCAGUGUCAAUGUGAAAAACGAGAUAGAGAAACCGGUAUUUAGAAGCACCGACGCAACCAAUGUAAAAAGUGUAAAAACUGUUACAGAUGUACCGAAAAGUGAAUCUUCGCCAUCAUCGGAGCAAGCUCGUCAAUAUACCAUACCAUUUAUGGCAGUGCCAGCAAAUUGGUUUGCAACUUUUCAGCCACAAAAUGCCAUAGUAAUCGCACAAAAAGUGCCGUUACGAAUUUGGGCUAUUGGUUCUGUAUCGCGAUUUCCAACAUUUUUAGAAAAUUUUGUGCAACGAAUUCAAUCGUAUUACUCAACAUAUAAAUAUCAUGAUCUUAGUCGACCGGCACCAUUAGCGAUAAUCAAUCCAACAUACCAUCUGCAUGAUACAAGCGGACCAGCUCAAACUGACCCAAUUGACCAUGAUCCGGUCGAAGAAGAAGACAUCACUGAUGCAUCCACCACUGACUUUUAUGACACCACAACCGAUUUGACUUACGACUACGACGAUAAUAAGAACACUGAAUCAACUGAAAAUGGCGACUUCAUUACUGUAUGAAAAAAA